Messenger RNA from Clarias gariepinus (North African catfish), 2262 nucleotides. RefSeq names its product proteasome (prosome, macropain) assembly chaperone 3 (gene psmg3). Gene Ontology annotation, biological process: proteasome assembly. The coding region runs from base 1396 to 1758 and encodes 120 amino acids. NCBI's taxonomy places the organism in Eukaryota, Metazoa, Chordata, Actinopteri, Siluriformes, Clariidae. The transcript has 3 exons. The record is from RefSeq and is a predicted model, not a curated record.
AGUGGAUAUCCCGGGGUGUUCCUGCGGCCUGUACACCGGGGUUUCGGGUUAGCAGAGCUCGUUCUAGUGGGCUGAGUGAUGCAGCAGGGAAACUGGAGUCAGAAUGCUAAUGCUAACUUUUUAUAAUAAAACUCAGGAUAAGGGAUUGUCUGUAUAUAAUAUUUAUAUACGAUGUAUUUGCAUAUUUUACCUCAAUGCAUCACAAUAAAAGUGGAAUCAUUUUAACUGUCAUCAUAAAAAUAUGAUUUAAAAAAUCGUUUUUAAUUGAGACAAUUUGUAUGACAUGAUAUUACACAUGUUAGGGACAGAAAUCACUUGUCACCUCCUGAUUUGACACUAUAACGAUAUCUCUGUGCCAAUUUAAUUAAAAUUGUGAUCACAAUUUUAUAAAUAUCGUGAUAUCAUAUUUUCCACAAUUUUUACAUUUUUAACCUUUUUUGAAAAGUUGAACGAUUAAUUAAAUGUAGCUCGUUCCUUAAAUAAUUGGUUUUCUCACUUAAAAAACAAGCGCAGCAUUUAAACAAUACAAACUAACUUUAUAGCAUUUAACGAAGCAGCAUGUGACAUCCACCAUAAUUAUUAUUCUUUCUAAACAAACUUACCAAGUAAUUCAGAUCGACCACACGAGAUAACAGUGUGUAAUUAGCUCGGUGUGUCACCUGUAGGAUUAUAAAGAAACAAUGACAUUUUACCACCUUAGAUGCUGGUGUAAGUGUGUGAAAAAAGUGGGUUUGAGAUUCCUCACAGACUUUGGAGAAAAAGGCAGAUUCGGAAGCUUCUGCUCCUGGAAUAGAUUCAUUUAUAUCUGAGGCUGAUCUGCUGAUCACCGUUAACGGCCAGUCAAGCUAAAUACUGGACACUUAUGGUCACUGGCCGAUUGUCUGGUUCAUCUCUAUUAUAAAUGUAAAAAUAUUGUUCUUAAAAAAUCUAUUUUGGAGUCGUUGUGGAGAUACGUGAAUCACCACACCAAAGAAUAACGAUUCAUAACUGAUUCUAUUUUCCCCCAUGUCCUUAUUUAUUCAUUUAUUUGUUUAAAAUGAAAAUGUUUCACAAAGUCACAUGACGAGCACUCAUUGUAAUAUUGCAGGAAGAAACAAAAACAAGCCUGCCAAAGUUGAAAAGAUUGAUGUAAACAAAAGAAUUUUAUAAAGAAGAGACACAAAGUGGAACUGAAUGUUUUUUAAUUAGAGUUCACAUAGAGCAAAAGUUGAAAAUGCCCAUGAAUUAAUCAUAAGCAAUACUUCUAGUACUUAAAAAAAAAAAACAUGUAUAAUUAUUUCAUAUUACAGUGCCAAAAGGGUCACUGACUUGGAUUUUAUCAAUCAGACGUCUGUAAACCUUUUCUUUACAGGUCUUGGACACCAAAGAGGAGCUUGAAACCAGACAGGAUUCAUCAUGGCGCCUCUCGUGAGAACACGACAAACCAAGAAUACGAUCAACGGGAUCUCGACUCAAGUCAUUUGCACGGAAUUCAGUAACUACAUCUUCAUCGUGUUGACGCAGUAUGGGAAGAUCGGGACGCUGGUGUCUGUAACACCUGACUCGAGAUCCAGCGACGUCAGCUUGAGCACGCUGACUACGAAAGUGCUGCUCGGAAAAGAUGAGGCUCUUACGCAUGUCUAUGCAAAAAACGUUGCAGCAUUUGUUUGCCAAGAAGCAGGAAAUCGACCCGUGCUUUUGGGGCUCGCGCUUAAAGACUGCAGUGCUGACAAUCUGAAAACACUGAAAGAAAUGAUCAAAAGUUGCCAAGUGUGGUGAGCACGGAAAGAGAACCCGGUCCUAAACGCUUCUGAAAGAUGUUCUGAGAAAAAGUUUUAUUACUUUCUUAAAGUGUGUAUGUAUAGAUUUCUGACAUCUGUGUAAAAUCUAAUCGGUUUAUUGUUACUUGAAUAAACUUUUGUUUUUUUUUAUUACCUAAUAAAGAAAGAGUUUCGUCUUAAGUUUUUUAUAUAUCAAGAGGAUGUACUAUAAGUAAAUUACUUCAUGUAAGUCACUAACAAAUGUCUCAGUUACUGUAGAAACCGAGCUAAACCGGAUAGAUUUAGCGGGUGGUGCUUUUUUUUUCUUCUAUUAAGCCAGUCUUUUGUUCGCUGCUGGAUAAAUCACAGGUUCCCAGCCCCGGUCCUGGAGUAAUCCCUGUAUUACAGGUUUUAGUGCUUUCCUUGCUCUAACACACCCACUUCAACUCAGGAUGGGGUGCACAUUAAAUGACUGGUUGAAUUAGGUGCAGGGAAAUCAAUAAAAAGUACCCUAAUACACCCA